GAUGGUGCACAUCAGUUCUCAUGUCAAGAUUGCGUCCAAUACGCGGAAUCAUGAUUUUCCAUGGUCAGACCACAUCCUUUGACUUCAGGACAUAAAGACGAAUGUGAGCACUGAGGGGGGGCUUCAUUGCAUCUCACCAUCAGAUCAAAGAAAGAGAUAAGAAGACAUGUCCUGCCUGGGGGCUUUCACCGGUCUCUUCUCCUGCAUGGUCCUCCUCAUUGUCGUCUCAAGUGAUGGCUCUGAGAUUAUCGAUGGGAAAGAAGUGAAGCCCCACUCGCUGCCGUACAUGGCUCUGCUAAAGAAAAACAGACAAUUCUGUGGAGGGAUACUGAUCGAUAAAUCAUGGGUCCUGACUGCUGCCCACUGUAAAAACUUUAAGACUGUGUUGUUGGGGGUGCACUCGAUCAAGGCUAAAAAAGACAAGUCCAGGCAGGUCAUAAAGGUUAAGAAGUGUUUUCGUCAUCCUGGCUAUAAUGCAGCUACAAGGGUCAAUGACAUAAUGUUGCUGAAGCUUGACAAAUCAGUGAAGGUAACCGAGACGGUGGAGGGUUUUAAGUUGGGUGAUGCCAUCCAAGAUCCGGCAGCUGGGACCAGCUGCAUGGUGGCAGGAUGGGGCUAUACAAAUAACAGUGUAAAGAAAAUAUCCGACGUCUUGAUGUCCGUCACUGUGACUGUGGUCGAUAGAGAGAAGUGCAACUCUCCUGCAUAUUACCACAGCAAACCUGUGAUCACCAGUGGCAUGAUAUGUGCCGGUUCAGACGGGAAAAAUGAAGCUGACACCUGUGGGGGGGAUUCAGGAGGCCCACUGAUGUGCAGCGGAAGGCUGGUUGGAGUUACUUCUUUCGGAACCGAAUGUGGCCGGAAGAACAAGCCAGGAGUGUACUCGUAUCUCACAGAGGAAAAACUCAAAUGGAUCAAAGAUACAAUGAAGAUGUCUGACAUCUAAUGAGCACCCGCUGUGAAGGAUUUUGUAUUUGCGGCCAUGUUAAUCAAUUUAUGUGAGGUGAUACGAGGGAGAUUUCUGCUUCUGCUGCAAUAAAACAGGCCAAAGUGAUUUAAUUUUGAAAUCUUACCUGGAUAGACACGUGUUUAUCAUGACAAAUCGCUAAAGGGACAUUAUGAGUCCUUCAACCAGACAGAUGCCGACAGAUUCACCACUUCCUGCAUCAAGAGCCUAAUUUGAAACUGAGGCUUCAGCUCAAGUCUUGUGGAACACAAGUGUUGUAAUAAAGAUAAAUUCUGGUCCAUGUUCUUAUACUUUGUACCCCACAUCAACAUUUCUGUCGUCAUAGAGGCAGAGGCCGAAAUAAAGAGGGCACGUUGUCUGUCUGUCUUUCUCUCUCAGCUUUUCUUUCUCUCAGCUGACUCUUUUAUGUUUUGUUCUCCCUCCCAGCGCCGUGUUAUCCCUGGUUUCAGGUUCCUAAGAUCAGUGUUCAAAUAAAA
This is a messenger RNA of Platichthys flesus (European flounder), 1443 nucleotides long. Its product is annotated as granzyme K-like. Lineage: Eukaryota; Metazoa; Chordata; Actinopteri; Pleuronectiformes; Pleuronectidae. Gene Ontology annotation, biological process: proteolysis. The transcript is spliced from 5 exons. Gene Ontology annotation, molecular function: serine-type endopeptidase activity. The record is from RefSeq and is a predicted model, not a curated record. The coding region runs from base 167 to 946 and encodes 259 amino acids.